This is a messenger RNA of Spinacia oleracea (spinach), 493 nucleotides long. RefSeq lists its product as uncharacterized. The record is from RefSeq and is a predicted model, not a curated record. The transcript is spliced from 3 exons. The coding region runs from base 89 to 493 and encodes 134 amino acids. Lineage: Eukaryota; Viridiplantae; Streptophyta; Magnoliopsida; Caryophyllales; Amaranthaceae.
UUGCAAGGAAAAAUUCGAUAUUGGACUUGAGGAUGAUCAAGAUGAAGGGGAACGUGAAAAAAUAAAAAAAUAAAGGAAAACAUACAUCAUGGGGUCUUUGAAUAAAAAAUACAGGAAUUAUCGUGCAAGACUGAAAGCUGAUUAUUAUGAUAUUGAGAGCACAGACGAGGAGAGGCUUAAAGAAGAAAACAGGCCACCAAAUGUUGACAAAGAUGACUGGGAAUGGCUUGUUGAGUACUUUGGAUCAGACGAGUUUAAGGGUAAGAGUACAAGAAAUACCGAAAAUCGAUCUUACCAAGAUGCCGGACACACUGCUGGUACAAAGAGUUUUGCUCAAAAAGUUGAAGACAUGUUCGAACGUGACAAAGUAAUGCCGACCAUGCUGAAAUUGUACGAGGAAACUCAUUCAAAAAAUGAUAAGACACCGGUUACUAAAGUGGCAAAAGAAACAAUGGUAAGAAAUGAAUGCUUUGAUAUAUAUACUAAUUGCUAA